Molecule: messenger RNA, 642 nt
Organism: Aquila chrysaetos chrysaetos
Lineage: Eukaryota; Metazoa; Chordata; Aves; Accipitriformes; Accipitridae
Gene: RPL27
Product: ribosomal protein L27
Exons: 5
Coding region: 190-600 (136 amino acids)
Biological process (GO): translation
Cellular component (GO): cytosolic large ribosomal subunit; ribosome
Molecular function (GO): structural constituent of ribosome
Source: RefSeq, a predicted model, not a curated record
GGGGGGGGGGCGGAGGCGGACACCCGGCACCGCCGCCUGUUGCCCGGCAACGGUGGCGUCGUCCGGCGCAUGCGCGGCCUUCUCCCGGACGGCGAAGCGGAAGUGACGCAGUGACACGAGGUGAGAGGUCGGCGGCGCGGCGGCCGCUUUCUUUUCCGGUCUGGGAGCCAUCGCGGCGGGAGUCUUGAGAUGGGGAAGUUCAUGAAGCCGGGGAAGGUGGUGCUGGUGCUGGCCGGCCGCUACUCGGGGCGCAAGGCCGUCAUCGUGAAGAACAUCGACGAUGGCACUUCCGACCGGCCGUACAGCCACGCCUUGGUGGCCGGCAUUGACCGCUACCCGCGGAAGGUGACUGCCGCCAUGGGCAAGAAGAAGAUCGCAAAGAGGUCCAAGAUCAAGUCCUUCGUGAAGGUUUACAACUACAACCACCUGAUGCCCACCCGGUAUUCCGUUGAUAUUCCUCUGGACAAAACAGUCGUCAAUAAGGACGUGUUCAGGGACCCCGCUCUAAAACGCAAAGCGAGACGUGAAGCAAAGGUGAAAUUUGAGGAGAGAUACAAGACGGGCAAGAAUAAGUGGUUCUUCCAGAAGCUGCGGUUCUAAAGGUGUAACAAGGUUGCAUCAAUAAAUGUUUAUGAAAAACCA